This is a messenger RNA of Lachancea fermentati, 1131 nucleotides long. Lineage: Eukaryota; Fungi; Ascomycota; Saccharomycetes; Saccharomycetales; Saccharomycetaceae. The record is from the annotation of a GenBank genome assembly.
AUGGGACUGGAUGAAGCUUUAACGAGCGGAUCGACUUCGACAUCCACGAAUUCACUGUUUUCGUUGAAUCACCGGAACAGCUAUUCCAGUAUAAUAGAUCAAUACUAUGAAGAACAAGAUUCUCCUGUAGAGAGUUUCCACGAAACCACUGCUCUUACCAUUAACUACCCAAGAAGACAGCGCGGUCUUUCCAUAAGUUCCAAUAGCUCAGAAAAGCUUGUCGUGAUACUAGUAGGCCUGCCGGCUGGUGGUAAGUCAACCAUUUCGAAUCAUUUGAUACAAUUUCUGAGUCACAAUACUUCGACACAACAUAUGAGAUGCAAAGUUUUUAAUGCCGGCCAGGUUAGGCGUAAGCUCAGCUGUCGCGGGAGACCGAUGGCAUUAGCGAAUAAUUCAUCUGAAGAUUUGUUUAACCCAAAGAACACACAGAAAAAAGAGAAGUACGCCAAGAUCACACUUAAGGAGCUUUUCAGUGAGCUGAGUAGUGACCUUUGUGAUGUCGCCAUUUUCGAUGCUACAAAUUCAACAGAAAGGAGACGUUCCUUUUUGUUCCAUGAGAUGCGUGUGUUUAACAGCGAUAUCUCACAUAAUUUCCACAUCACCCCACUCGUACUACAGGUGAGUAGUGUUGACCAUGCGUUUGUGAGGUAUAACAUUCACAACAAAACUUUCAAUCAGGAUUAUUUUGACAAACCAUACGAAUUUGCGGUUCGUGAUUUUGCUCGCCGGCUCUCACAUUAUUAUUCUCAGUUUGUACCUUUCACAAAACUUGAAUUUGACCGCCAUGUUGCUGAGGGGAAGUUUAUUGAAGAAGAUCGUGGACUUUUCUGGUUUUCAAUUGUUAAUGCAGGGUUGUCUAAUAGUAGCCAGCUAAAUGCAUCUCAUUUCCCAGAACAAUCUUCUCCAAUGAUCGAAGAACUAGUGCGCGUAAUUGAAUCGUUUGUGGACAGUUAUGCUGAAGUUUAUGGUUUUAAAUAUAUUGAGAAGGCGAAAUCAUUUAUAAAUGGCGAAAGCACCGAGAGGGACCAGGGACGUGCAGGGCAGUCAUCAGAUGUUCCAUACUUGGCAACCCUGAACAGGAUCGUUGAUGAUGAAUAUUUUAGGGAAUUGAAUUGGACGUCUUCCAAUUGA